CCACAUCCCACACCCACACCCACCCACACCCACACCCACACCCACCCACACCCACACCCACACCCACACCCACACACCCACACCCACACCCACACCCACACCCACACCCCAUACUUGUCUAUUGUUCAAAGCAAAGUGAAAGUGAAAAAAAGUUUCUUAGAUACUAAUAUUAACUAAGAAAGAUUCGUAAUUUUUUAUUUUAUUUUAAUAUUUAUUUCAUCAACAAUUAUUAGAAUACAAAAAAAUAGAAAAUCAAAGCUAACUCGUCAGAUAAUAAAGAUCAAAACAUACAAAGAAAAUACAUGCAUAACCAACUUACUAGGGAAAUGAGUGUGGAUGUGGUGGAUGUGGGUGUAGAUGCGGGUGUGGGUGUCGGUGUGAGUUCGAUGUGUGGAUGUAUGUAUGGGUGCGUAAAUCGUGCGGGUAUGAGUGUAAAUGUGAGUGUGAGUGCCUGUGUGAGUGGCUGUUACAUAAGAGAAGAUGAGACUACACCACACACAAUUAGACCCACACCCUAUACUGUAACUUCAGAUUUUGUCGAGAGUGCUGACUUCUACAGAUUGGAGAGAAGUACAUUCCUACAAUAUCAAAAUUCAAGAAAAAUGAAUAAGAGAUAAGUCUUUGAUUAGCGUACAUGGAAUUAGUUCUUUAUCUUCAACAAAAAAAAGAGAGUAGAAGCAUUGUUAAAAUUAAGAACGACAUAUUUUGACGUAGAUGAUAGUUUGCUCGAUCUUUGAUUGCGGAAGGCACAAUUAGGCAUAGAUUACAGCUUUCCUGACCAGUGACAACAUCAGCGAUAAAUGAAACGGCUGCUGUUUUUGCAUAGACAGAACCGCUAUAUGUGAUAUUGGUCCCGAAGCCAACAGAUGCAUAGGCGAGAAUAUUUCCGAGAAAGCGACUAUACUGGCCGAGCGUAGCACUACUGCCUACUUGCCAGAAGAUGCAACUAGCCUUGGCGCCAUUUAUUCCUCGGAUUUCACUAUAGGCCGACGUCGUGAGCGCACUGCUAAUCUGAAAUAUAUAAAUACCAGUUCCAUUCAGUGUUAAAAUACCUGCCGGUGUGUCGAUUCCAGCAGCCGAGUCGAAUUUGUAUAUGCCUGGUACGAGUGUCUUACUUGUUAGAUCAAUUCCCGUCAUCUGAGCAGUGAUCGGCGCUCCCUUUAAGUCGUUGUACGCCGAUGUGACGUCUUUUUGCGCUUGUAGAGCGACAACAGUGCCCAAUUCAGUAAUGCCAUUAAUCACACCCGUCGGAUUAAAGCCAGUCAAUGAGAUGCUCGGACUUAUAGCUAAGUUGCCGUUGAUGACAGUGAGACCAGUGUUGCUCACUGAGCUGGCUGCAAUCACAGUAAAAUUGGCAGCACUGUUCAAAGUUGGACAAAUGAUUAAAUUAGCUUCAGUCACAGUCAAAGACAUCAGAACAUAAAACGCUAUACUCAGUAGCAUUUCUUUUGUAGAAAGGUAUUUUUUGGCUGAUGAAUAAAUAAGAGUAAUAGAACACGAGAUGCAUCUACCAUUUAUAGACAUCAUUUCGAUUCUCGAUAGGUGCCGACCUUUCCUCUCAAACGAUAAAAAGCAGUAAUUAACACACCGACGUGAGGUGAGAACGUAUAAGAUGAUCAAAGGUUGAUGAGAAAAAAUGGCUAUUGAUUAAUCGUGUGAGACAUUUGUUUUGCAUAGAAGACCAUAUACGUUGCCCUUUUGCCCUUUUCUCUUUUUGAAAUAAAUGAAAAAGACAAAAGAUCGCUGUUUGCACUUACUUUAUGCAAACCAUGAUUUGGAAUAGUGAUCAGCUGAUGACAUGAUUCAUCGUCACACCCACACCCUCGAUGCACGGCGAGAAUCAAAAGUAUUAGUAGUGUACAUCACAGAAGCUAGUUUUUAGUCUUCAUCUGUUUCUGUCUUUCAGAAGGUAUCAACAAAGUGCUAUUCGAUAUGAUAAAAUCAAUUGGAUGUUUCUUUUUGACAUUCUAUUUCAUUGAGCCAUAGCAGCAAUAGACGUUACGUAUUGAUAGAGUGCGCUGACGAGACUAGUCUCCAUUUUGUCAGAGAAGCCUCUGCCAAUUACCUCCUUUAUUCUCAAUUAUAUGUUGCGAAACAGAUGUAAAAAUAAUAAUCGUAUCCCAAAUAUUCAUUUUGUGAAGAAAAUUGUUUUCGAAGCAAGAUGCGUCUAUUUCAUUUCAAAAGAUAUUGAUAUUUAUACUUCCACUGACUGAUGGCUGACUUGGUUGAUUUUUCUGCUUCUUCGGUCCGGUUAGCUUCAUCUCAUUGCGACAAUUCUGCGGUCUUUUGAACUCAAAAUGUUACUAAUUCGAAAAAAUUCUUUCCAAAAGUAAGACGUACCUAUUCUUCUUUUUCGGAAAGAACCAACAAAUGCAAUCAUUGCCAUCUUGGACUUCGACGUUUCUCCAUCGAGUUUCUAUGAACUGAAAAAUCGUAAAGCUACUGGGUUCCAUUUGUGAUACGUCGUGCUUUUUCACAUUCUUCUUUGCUAAUAAACUCACGUACUGGCAGUUCCUGUCAUGACGCGUCACAAUUAUACCGGGCAUAGUUUGGGAAAAAUUAACGAAACAGAGUACGAGUUGGAAAAUGCCAACUUGUCCGGAACGCUAUCGAUUAUUUCCGUCCCUCAAAUUGCACAAUUGUUUAAGUCAUCAAAUAUACAUGUGCAUUACAAAAACAUCAACUUUUCUCUCGAGUUGUAUAAAGAGCUGAAAUUUUUAGGGUAAACUCAUGGAGGGGUUCCUGUAAAGGCAACACAAAGACAGAUAUUUUCCCAUGUGUUCUGGAAAAAUCACCAUAUACUAAUCUCCAUUUCAGAGAUAAAUGGCCGUGGAUAUUUUUCGAAUAGCUUUUGAUAGGAAUGAGAUAGAGACCUGUGGUUUUUACCGUUGGAAAGAGUAGAUGAAAAUACAUCGAAUCAUAUAUACAAAGAUUUUUCUAACGACUUUCCUGAAGGUUUUAGUCAAACGUUUUCAAAGAAUUGCGUUUUUCUCCUACGUUAAAAAAGUGAUUUUUCUAUCGAAAUAUCACAAAAAAACUCCAUUUUUCGGCUAUUUUGUUGAAAAACUGGUUGGUGAAUUGCAUUCCAAUGGCUAGAAUAUCGUAUUGGUAAUAGUUAUGAAUAGAGCCUUUCCAUAGUUUUUUGUAGCUCUUCAUUUGGCGGUUCUAGCACACUCCUGAAAGCCAAUAAAUUAAUAUCGCAAUCAUGAGAGGCAUGCUGUUUUUCUUGAAGUUUUACGUAAAACCUUCAGGAAAGUCGUUAGAAAAAUCUUUCUAGAUAUGGUUCGAUGCAUUUUCAUCUGCUCUUUCCAGUGGUGAAAAUCGCAGGUCUCUAUCUCAUUCCUAUCAAAAGUUAUUCGAAAAAUACCCACGGCCAUUUAUCUCUGAAAUCGACAUUAGUUGUGAAAUUUUAAAGUACCCAAAUUUUUAAAGUAUUCAGUAUUUUUUUCAAGUAUCUCAGCCUAUGGAAAAAAGUUCAAAUUAACGAUAUAUAAUUUUGUGCGUCCGACAAUUCUCUAGCAACUGAAACAACUCUGCACUCGAUAUCUCGAAAUUUGUGAGACUAAGUACUUUUGAUAUGGAUACUACUUUUUAAUCAAUACAAUAAUGUUUUAAUUUUUUUGGAAAACUUUGAUUGUUGGAAAGUUAGCAUAUGAACGACCAAUAUGGACUGGUGGAGAUAUUGUUGGGCCAAAUAGAAACUUACGCAAAAAGGUAUCAGUUUUAUUUGAAGAGUUGAACUUGGUAAAGUACUGAUAGCAGCUGUCUCUUUUUUGCAGAAAUGAAGUUGUUGUAGGUAUUGACUUUGUGAAGGUUGAAGUCAGUUUUAAAAAAAGGCUGAUAGAGACAGGCGCUCACUUUGUGACACCGGUUUGGACAACUGAGAUGCACAACGGAUUUCUUUUAUGUGGGGAGGUUCGCUUGCACUAGAAGGCUAAAUUUUGCUGAUAUGGGACUUAGACUUAGGAAAUCUGGUGUCUGUGACUGUUUUGCAUGAAUCUACCGAAAAAAACAGAGGGCUUACACCGUAUCACUGAUAAUGAACGUACUUUGAAAAACUGCUACUCACUUUACAGUUUUUUUUGUUUGCAAGAACUCCAUUUAAGGCCCCCCCCCCUCAAAAUUCGAUCUCAGCUCCAGAACAUCGUGAUAGCAUGAAACUUUGGGGAUAUGUUGGGGAUGUAAAAGUACGUCUGUGAUAAAAUUUUCAGCGUCCUAUCCUGAUGCAUAAGGUACCUACGAACUAAACAAGGGUCGAAAAAUAGCUUAUCGCAUACGCACGAAAUCUCGAUGGGUGUUCAUUCAAUUUGGUUCAUCGUUUUUUCAUAUGAAAGAGCAUGUCAGGAUGCAGUGCCUAUGAGGGCCCUUUUUUCCAAACUCAUAUCUUUAUAAAGAAAAAAAAGCUUCAUAAACUCAAUGACUUAAAAAUCCCUCAAAAAAAUCAUGCUUAUAUAAUGAAGUCGCUUUUCAUUAUAAUAAUAAGAAAGCUUUAUCAAAAAAAGGGCCCUCAUAGGCACUGCAUCUUGACAUGCUCUUUCAAACAAAAAAAAAUAUUUGACUUUAUAUCGGGUAAUAACUGACUUUCGGUGCGUAUGCGUAAUUUGACCACCAUUUUGAGAAAAACGUGAAACAAUUUUUUUAUGUGAAAUUUCCGAGAAAUAUCUUUUAUUAUGUGAAUAUCUCUGCCUAGUUAAAGGAUAUCAUUUUCCUUCUUCUUCAGAAGUUUCUCUGGGAGAAGUUCUAAUGAAGCUGUAUAAAAAAAACAUCUAUUAACUUGAUAAAAUGGUCUUUAAAGAUGUUACCAUAAGAGAUGGGAUGCUGACAGCUAUUUAUCUAAAUUUUCGGAUUUUUUUGAAAACUUGUACGUAUACACAGGAGUUGCAAUUUGAAAUACUUAUACAAAAAAGGGAGCUAGUCUCAUAGAAUAGCUUUACGUAUUCAAUUGUAACUAGCUGCUACUGUACAUUGAAUAUUGAGAGUUAGAUCCAACGUCGAUAUGACCCGCGCGAAUGUACAAGACCAUAUAUACCAUGUAUUGUUUUUCUUCCUUUCUCUCUCGCCAUCUAUAUAGUAAAGUUUCCAUUCUUUAAGAUUGGUUUUAUCUUUUCUUUAACUUUAUUUACAUUAUUGUUUUGUUUUCUUUUUUAUUCUGUUUCUCUCGUUCUCAUCCUUAUUGUUAUUAAGUAUGUGUUUUGAAUCUUCAAUAAAAAAACUAGUAAUACGUCGAGAAUUCAACAGAUACUCUGAACAAAAACAAAUGAUGAGUUUUUUUCCUUUUUAGAUUGAUUUCUAAUUUCGCUAUACAAACGCAUACACGCACACAUAUACAUAUAUAUGCUAUGGCCAACAAAUGACGUCCAAAGUACGGUUUCAAAAGGUAUGUUUUGUUGACUUACAUAUUAUCAUAAAAAAAUUGUAUUUUAUUCACAGAGUUCGUCCACGAAUAAAAAACUUACGUUCAAAAUCCAAGCCAUCUGCAUCAGAAGUACCUACAAUGUCGGCUUCAUCAUCUACGACUAGCAAACGCACAUUACCUGCAUCUAGUCAAAAAAUUAUCAAGAAACAAAAAACAACUAGCAACAUAUCAUCUGAUUCUGAUGCACCCUUGGAUGCGUACUCUAUUAUUCAAAAUAAUUUAUUACGAUCUUUAUUAUCUAAAACAAAAUGCGCAUUAUGCGAGAAGCAAUGGGAUGGUACAAUGCACAUGAAUAAAAGAGAAGGAUUAUUCGUUAUUCUCUCUUUUGAAUGCAGUUUUUGUAAUAAUAGAAUUAGCAUAAGUGAGUAAUGAUAUAGUCGUCUUUCUCGAUAAUCGUGCUAUUAUGAAUUUCUUUUCAUUUUUAGAUUCAAGUCCUCAAGUAAAAGAUUCUAAAUGACAUGAUAUUAAUGUGAGAACUCAACUUGCAGGGCAUUUAACAGGUAUUCGCCAUGCUGGAUUACAAAAAAUAUGUGCAGCAUUAAAUUUACCACCACCAUUAGAAGAAGGACGUCACAGCAAACGUGAUAAAGAAUUAUUACAAGUAGUACAAAAAUUUGCCAAUGAAUCUAUGUCAACAGCCAUACAAGAAGCUAUAGAUGUUGCCAAAAGUACUGACAUCACCGUUAGUGGUGAUGGAACAUGGCAAACAAGAGGUUUUUCUAGCAAGCAUGGUGCUGCUGACUUGAUAUCUACAUGUGAUUCUCCGAAAGUCGUUGACAUUGAGACAUGUUCAAAAACAUGUAAUGUUUGUUUAGGUGCCGAAAGCUUAUUACAAUUAGGAACACCAGAAGCCCGAACAAAAUAUGACCAAAUAAUAAUUAAUCACGAUUGUGGAAAAAAUUUCGAUCAACCUUCUGGCAAUAUGGAAGCAUCGUCCAUCUUAAAAAUGUUUCGAAGAUCUGUAAAGAAAUAUGGUGUUCGCUAUGUAAAAUACAUAGGAGAUGGUGAUUCUAAAACAUUUUCUGUACUAAAGACAGAAAUACCUUACAAAGGUGAAAUCUUUGAAAAAUUAUGUGGUUACAUCGGUUUUUACACUGAGAACAUACUGAUCUCAUUCGACGAUGAACGCUUACAUACUGCAAAUAAAGAAUAUAUGCGCAAACAAAAGAAGUUGAUCAAUCUAACUGAAGCAAUUAAAGAUACAACUGAUGAAGAAACACAUGGUAUAUCUGAUGCUGAUGAUGUUAGUGAAACAUCUGAUCAACAAGAUGAAAAUAAUGAUGAUUUCGAUGAUGAUGAUUAUGAUGAUGUUAGUUCCAGUGCUCAUACUUCGUUUGAUGGUGAUGAAACAUCUCACAACAACACCGAUAACGAAGAUGAUAAUAAUGAUGAUGGAAGUCGACAAGCAGAAGAUCUUUAUUAUAAUCCAAAAAGUCGGAAGUGGAAAGACUCGGACGAAGACAAUUAA
This is a messenger RNA of Rotaria sp. Silwood2, 6884 nucleotides long. The record is from the annotation of a GenBank genome assembly. NCBI's taxonomy places the organism in Eukaryota, Metazoa, Rotifera, Eurotatoria, Philodinida, Philodinidae.